Molecule: messenger RNA, 4794 nt
Organism: Bolinopsis microptera
Lineage: Eukaryota; Metazoa; Ctenophora; Tentaculata; Lobata; Bolinopsidae
Product: protocadherin Fat 3-like
Exons: 29
Coding region: 6-3968 (1320 amino acids)
Biological process (GO): homophilic cell-cell adhesion
Cellular component (GO): catenin complex; plasma membrane
Molecular function (GO): calcium ion binding; cadherin binding
Source: RefSeq, a predicted model, not a curated record
CAGGAAUGAUCAUCUAUUUGACGCUAUUGCUAUAUGAGAUUGUGUCUGCUACUGGAACAGACUAUGAUUUAAGCCUACGCGAAGAUGCUACAAUUAAUGAUAUCUUUUAUGAUCUAUCUGGCAUCUGUUCAAAAUAUGAACUCAAAGAUUUAGAUGAAUGCUGUAAAAUAAAUGACAGUGGUUAUUUGCAAGUUGCAAAGGAAUUGGACAGGGAAACCACAUCAAGUUAUUUCGGAUCUUUAGAUUGUACAUUAGAUGUCAACCCUUACUUUAUUACUUAUCAAAUUACCGUUAAUAUUGUUGAUAAGAACGAUAAUAGUCCGGUGUUUUCACAACCGGCCCAGUCGUUAAAUGUUAAUGAAAAGACCUCAGUUCCGGUUGAAUAUCCUCUAGUUGGUGCCACUGACAAAGAUACACAACCUAACAGUGUAUCGGGAUAUGAGUUGACGACAGACACAGAUAAGUUCGAGAUCGUUACUGGAACAUGGUCAGGGGGCACUUUACCACUUUCGCUUAAAAUUAUCAAGGAACUGGACUACGACACGGGAGACAAGUCUUUUGUGCUGAAUAUCAGAGCCUACGACAAAGAUGAUAAGUCAGACACCCUGGUGUUAACCGUCACUGUUAACGACAUUAAUGAUCACAAACCAGAGUUUGAAUCCUCCUCCUACACUGAUUCAGUAGCAGAAGAUGCAGGGACACAGACAGUAGUGCUGACAGUGGUGGCUAUUGACGCCGACUCGGGGGAUAACGGCAAAGUUCUGUACUCGUUACUGGGAGAUAACUUACCUUUUGCUGUGCGAGAUAACGGCGAUAUAAUAGUAACACGUGCGCUGGACAGAGAAACAGUAUCAAGUUACACGUUCCAAGUGGAAGCUCAGGACAGUGGUACUGUCUCCAGGAAGAGUAGCGUUAGUGUGGUGGUAGCUGUGCUGGAUGUCAACGACAACCAACCGGUGAUAUUAUCCCCUACAAACGGUGAGACAGUGGAGUUGAGGGAGAAUCUCCCUAUAGGAAGUAUUGUGUGUAAAGUUCAGAUAUCAGACAAGGAUUCUGGAGACAAUUCCAAGAUAUCAGUUACAAUCGAGGGAGGGUACAGUGAUAGGUUCGAGUACGCAGUAAAACAAGGUGAUAUCGGGCAGAUAGUUACUAAAGCAGUGUUAAACAGAGAGGAGACUGACUCUUACACUCUUAUAAUCAAAGCCGAAGAUAGCGGCACCCCAGUCCGAUCUAGAGAAGUUCAAUUCAUUUUGAGAGUAUUGGAUGAUAACGAUAAUGAACCUUCUAUAAUUAACUGUGACCAGAGUUUCACUGUUGCUGAAAACUUUGUUGGAAAGGUGUUCAACAUAGAAGCAGAUGAUGAGGAUAUAGGUCGUAAUGCAGAACUGAUUUACAGUAUAGUGGACACAGCGAGGUACUCAGUUGAUGAGGAUGGAGCUGUUAAUGUUAAGAAGGAGUUUGACUACGAAGUGACAAAGAGCACGACAGUAGAAGUAACAGUAACAGAUAACAGCACCAGUAACACCCUCUCUACUGUCUGUAACUACAACCUUAUCGUAUCUGAUGUUAAUGAUAACCCUCCUGUUCUGCAAGAUCUGGGUCUGGUCACUGUUAAAGAGGACGUUGGGAUAGGGUCGGAAAUAACGACACUGGUAGCUACAGAUGUAGAUACGAGUGAUGAAGACAAGAUGACUUUCUCUCUGCUGACUGAUAGUGAUGUUUUCUCUGUGGAUAGUGUGGCGGGGGUGGUCAGAAACAAAGUACUACUUGACAGAGAAACUGAAGACCACUACAUGAUAGAAGUAGCUGUGUACGACAGCGAUCAUAUCCACAACGAUACAAUACAAAUACAGAUACAGGUUUUAGAUGUCAGUGAUACUAAACCUGUCUUUCUCAGUACCCCUUAUAUAGUGGACCUAUCCGAGCUGGCUUCUGUUGAUCAGGUUGUUGCAAAAGUAGAAGCAAUGGAUGCAGACCUUGACGAUACUAUCACAUUCGCAAUAUCUAGUCCAUAUUUUGUGAUAGAUUCAGAAACAGGAGAGAUAAGCAUUUUCAACACCCUGAAAGGGGUCUCUUCUUCACAGCUAACUUCUGAGGUCAGAGCAUCAGAUGGAAGAUAUGUCACCACUACAGAUCUCGUAGUAAAUGUUUAUAAAGACGAUGGACAGGCACCCUUAGUUUCACAAAAUGGAGAGAAGUUGUCAGAGACAGCUGAAGUCGGGAGUACCGCAGGGAAGUGUACUGGGUCCUCUAGCAGUCCCAUUAGGUACCAGUUAUCUUGGGAUGCAGAAAACGAAAACUACAAGUCUGUCUUUGUGAUAGACGGAGAGAGUGGGGUCAUCACCACUACCAGCCAACUGGACUACGAACAACACCAAUCUUACUCGUUGACUUGCAGCGUCACAAAUAUUCACGAUCAAUCUACAGACGCUACUGUUACUGUGAAAGUGGAAGGUAUCAAUGAGUUUGCCCCCGAAUUUACUAAAUCUAUCUUCUCUUUCGAUGCAUACGACCCCGUGGAGCAAGACAAGGUUAUUGGGAAAGUUGAAGCAACCGAUGCUGACAAGGGAAAUGAUGGAAUCCUCCAGUAUAUCCUUCUCGGAGAUCAGCCAGGUUGGAGGAUAAAGCGCAGCACUGGAGAGAUCAUGCGAGUGAAACAACAGAAUGAGGACAGCAGAAGGAAACGCAGUUUGGACGAGGAUGCUUCUUCCAAAAGAAGUGUCGACGAAUCUGGGUCAGUAUUCCACACAGUGCGACUAGAAGUAGAAGUGAGAGAUAGUCCGUCUGAGGAGGAGGAGCACUUGUCUGCUAGAGCUGCUGUGGAUAUCAGUGUGUAUCCUUACACAGGUGGCAAUGACCAGAACAUCUCCCAGGUGGUAAUAAUUGGAGCGGCAGCAGGAGGUGGUCUGCUUCUCAUCAUUCUGAUAUUAGUGUGUAUCUUCAUUGUGAUGAGGCGGAGGAAGGCUAAGUCUGGUUCUAAGGAUCUUACUUACGUCAAUCCUACUGCUUACACUGAUAAAGAUGGCCGGAAUAUAACCGGGGACGGUGGGUAUCACAGCAGUGACAUAGAAAAAAAAGAAAUUGACAUAGUAUUACAAGAAAUGUCAGGGUUCAGUGAAAUAAAGAGAAACGUUACCACGAAACAUACCCCUUACUCUGUUGACGAGUUGGGAGGAGAAUUCAGAGACACACCACUAUUCGAAAUGGGAGACUCUUCAUACCACACAUCCUCCAAUCCCGGGUAUCUCAACGUUAGAGAUAAAACAGUCCCCCACAAGAUGAGUGUUUCUACAGUAUUAUCUGAUAUGAGGAACGAUGUCCAAGUAUCAGCAAUACCACACCGUCUGACUGGAUCCCUCGCUAGAACUGGGAGCUGUGAGAGCGUACACGUGUUCGGCAGUGAAGGAGGUGGUGAAGGUGACGCAGUUAUUGACGCUCAUAAUCUCUUCAACAAGUUAGCAGAUAUAGAUGACGAUGUCAGCGUUAUCGACAAAUCGAAUCAUUUUUUAGGUGAUCAGGAUAGUGCGUUCAGCUCGCUGGGAUCAGGCUCAAGUAACGGAGACCAGGUCACAACACCAUACCACACGGAAUAUCUCCAGGACUGGAAACCUGCCUUCCAGAGUGUCGGGAAAAUCUGCGAGGGGAUGCUCCGCAACGAUAAACAGUUCGCCUACAAGUCCAACUCUGGUGAUAUAUCAGUGGAGAACGUCUACUCCAAUCAAAACAUUCUGUCCACCCCACGUGACAACCACAGUCCAGCACGUGACUCAGAACCAGCCAACCACAGUCCAGUAGAUGAUAGAAUCUACGAGAAUCAGAGUCCAGCAAGCGAUGCUCUCUACCAGAACGCUAUAGAAGUGACGCCCACUCAGCUAGCAGGAUCAGUUGUGUCAUCGUACAGGGGGAGUAGAGAGGACGUUAUCUCUGGGCACUCUCGUAGUCCUGGACGAAGCGAGAGUAGUUGCUAGCGAGUUACCAACAGUUACCAAAAGUAACUUUUAGUUUACAUGGUUACUUGUACAAUUAAAGACUCCAGUUGUCAGCGACUCACCAAGAGUUAACUUGGUUACUUCUAACGAGUUACCAACAGUUACCACAGUAACCACAGUUACCAACAGUAACCAAAAGUUUGCGGCAGAUACUUGUGUGAGAAAUGACUCGAGGUCCCCACCCUGCUGAAUAAUAUUUUCUUAUCCCCCACCCUGUUACCAGAUUUAUUAACUUUCAGACUUUUAUUUAAAGACAGUUUCUGAUUCCGUUCAGUGAAAUCUUGACUUUAUUAUUGUUGACAUACCUUUUGUCAGCGAUAAUCUUUUUACAUUUUGUUAACGACCAGAUUUUUAUUUGCUUUCCAGAAUUACAGAUCAGCAGACUAUAAUUGAAUUUUACGGAAGGGUUUACACGAACUCUAUCGUUUUAGACACAGGGCGUGUUGAUAUUGAGUGGAAUAUGCUGUUAAUAAAACAUUGUAGAGACUAGAGUAUUAUACAGAUUUAUCAUGGAUUCAUAAUGUUAACAAAAUGGUUACUUUUUUCUAUAACAAAAGUUUGUAUUGGAUAAUAAUUUAUUAUGGGAACUAAAUUUGUAAGGUUUCGCCAACGAAUAAUACUAACCGCUGAGCGGCGAAGUAAUUCAUCGCAAACAGUGAAUGCGUCAUAUUUAAAAGGAUUUUAUUUUUAAAUCUCUUUUAGAUAAAUUUUUAGAUUUUAUGAUAUUUAACAGCAAUUAAUCCGAUCAGUGCUUGUAACAUAACAAAGUGUGUAAUAUUGAUAACAUUUCUGUUAAUGGUUUACA